Hibiscus syriacus is the source of this 2604-nucleotide messenger RNA. RefSeq names its product heat shock protein 90-5, chloroplastic. Gene Ontology annotation, biological process: cellular response to heat; protein stabilization; protein folding. Lineage: Eukaryota; Viridiplantae; Streptophyta; Magnoliopsida; Malvales; Malvaceae. Gene Ontology annotation, cellular component: plasma membrane; protein-containing complex; cytosol. The record is from RefSeq and is a predicted model, not a curated record. The coding region runs from base 80 to 2458 and encodes 792 amino acids. Gene Ontology annotation, molecular function: ATP hydrolysis activity; ATP binding; ATP-dependent protein folding chaperone. The transcript has 19 exons.
CUUCUUCUCGGUAGGGUUUUUAGUUGGCAAAACUUUAUCUUCUUGUUCGACUAGCUAUCUCUCUAAAGUCUUUCCCUUCAUGGCUCCAGUCCUAAGUAGAAGUUUAGCUACUCCAUCUUUAGCCUCUCUCCCUUUGACACACCCCAACAAGGCCUUCAAUCUCAGAAGCGCUUUUCUACCUCCAAAUGGCCUAACCAAGGCCUUCUCUUGCACUGGAUUGAGGUGGAAACUUGAGAAGAGAAACAACCGAAUAGCUUUUCGUUGUGAAGCUUCGGCAGUGGCUGAGAAAGAGGCUGAAGAGACCUCCGGGGAGAAAUUUGAGUACCAAGCCGAGGUUAGUCGCUUAUUGGAUUUGAUUGUUCACAGUCUAUACAGCCAUAAAGAGGUGUUUUUGAGAGAGCUUGUAAGUAAUGCGAGUGAUGCUUUAGAUAAGCUUAGAUUCUUGAGCGUGACUGAGCCUUCUCUGCUUGGAGAUGCUGGAGAACUAGAGAUUCGCAUCAAACCCGAUCCAGAUAACGGGACUAUCACUAUAACAGAUACGGGUAUUGGAAUGACAAAAGAAGAACUCAUUGACUGUCUUGGAACAAUUGCUCAAAGUGGUACAUCUAAAUUUCUUAAGGCUCUUAAGGAAAAUCAGGAUCUCGGGGCAGACAAUAGUUUGAUUGGUCAAUUUGGUGUUGGAUUCUAUUCUGCUUUUCUUGUUGCUGAGAAGGUUGUUGUAUCCACAAAGAGUCCAAAGUCAGAGAAGCAAUAUGUUUGGGAAGCUGCAGCAGACAGCAGCUCCUAUGUGAUUAGCGAGGAAACUGAUCCAGAAAAGCUUCUAGCCCGUGGCACACAGAUUACACUUUACUUAAGGUCAGAUGACAAGUAUGAAUUCUCGGAUCCCGCCAGAAUUCAGAAUUUGGUGAAGAAUUACUCCCAGUUUGUUUCUUUCCCUAUCUACACUUGGCAAGAAAAAUCAAGGACAGUUGAGGUAGAGGAGGAAGAACCACCAAAAGAAGGAGAAGAAGUAAAGCCAGAGGAUGUGAAGAAAAAGAAGACAACUAAAACAGAGAAGUAUUGGGACUGGGAAUUAGCAAACGAAACAAAACCAAUAUGGAUGCGUAAUCCUAAGGAAGUUGAAAAAGAAGAGUACAAUGAAUUCUACAAGAAGACUUUCAAUGAGUUCUUGGAUCCACUUGGAUAUACUCACUUCACUACCGAGGGUGAGGUGGAGUUUAGGAGUGUUCUGUACAUUCCCGGCAUGGGUCCUCUGAACAAUGAGGACGUAGUAAACCCAAAAACAAAGAACAUACGCUUGUAUGUGAAACGUGUAUUUAUCUCAGAUGAUUUUGAUGGAGAGCUGUUUCCACGAUACUUGAGCUUUGUGAAGGGUGUUGUGGACUCUGAUGAUCUUCCACUUAAUGUUUCUCGAGAGAUCCUCCAAGAAAGCCGUAUUGUGAGAAUUAUGAGAAAGAGGCUUGUCAGGAAAACAUUUGACAUGAUUCAAGAAAUUUCUGAAAGUGAAAAUAAAGAGGAUUACAAAAAGUUCUGGGAGAACUUUGGCAGGUUCCUAAAGUUGGGAUGCAUUGAAGACACUGGUAAUCAUAAGCGUAUAACACCAUUACUUAGGUUUUACACAUCAAAAAAUGAAGAGGAAUUGACAAGUUUGGAUGAGUACGUUGAAAAUAUGGGAGAGAAUCAAAAGGCUAUUUAUUACUUGGCAACUGACAGCUUGAAAAGUGCCAAGACUGCUCCAUUUUUGGAGAAAUUGGUUCAAAAAGACAUUGAGGUUCUCUAUUUAAUUGAGCCCAUCGAUGAGGUUGCCAUCCAAAACCUGCAGACCUACAAAGAGAAGAAAUUUGUUGAUAUUAGCAAGGAAGACUUGGAGCUCGGUGAUGAAGAUGAGGUAAACGAGAGGGAAACCAAACAAGAAUUCAAUCUUCUCUGUGAUUGGAUAAAGCAACAACUGGGGGACAAGGUGGCCAAAGUACAAAUUUCAAAGCGACUAAGUUCAUCACCUUGUGUGCUUGUUUCUGGCAAGUUUGGAUGGUCAGCUAACAUGGAAAGAUUGAUGAAAGCACAAGCGCUAGGAGAUACGGCAAGUUUGGAGUUCAUGAGGGGAAGGAGGAUCCUGGAGAUUAAUCCAGAUCAUCCUAUUAUUAAAGACUUGAAUGCUGCAUGCAAGAAUGCACCCGAAAGCAGUGAUGCCAAGAGAGCUGUUGACUUGUUAUAUGAUACAGCAUUGAUCUCCAGUGGUUUUUCUCCUGACAGCCCUGCUGAGUUGGGUAACAAGAUAUAUGAAAUGAUGGCAAUGGCACUCGGAGGAAGAUGGGGUAGAUCAGAGGACGAGGAUGAAGUUGAAGAAUCAGAAGUUAGUGUUGCUGAAACUGAUGCGAGUGCAAGUGAAGAAGGCUCAGAGAACCAAGUUAUUGAACCAUCGGAAGUAAGGACGGAGAGUGAUCCUUGGCAAGAUUAAAAAUGUCAUGUAAAAUUUAAAUAAAACUUUUGACAAAGAAUCACCAGAUGAAAAGAAAAAAACAUUUGUGGGUUUGGCUGGGAAAGUUGAGGAGAUCAGUCAUAAUGAAUCAUGGCUGUUCCUAUGGUGGAUGAAAGUUUUAGUUA